Perca flavescens (yellow perch) is the source of this 2318-nucleotide messenger RNA. RefSeq names its product leucine rich repeat containing 71 (gene lrrc71). Gene Ontology annotation, molecular function: protein binding. Lineage: Eukaryota; Metazoa; Chordata; Actinopteri; Perciformes; Percidae. The record is from RefSeq and is a predicted model, not a curated record. The transcript has 19 exons. Bases 251 to 1819 code for a protein of 522 amino acids.
GAUACGUUUAAAAAAUGCCAAGAGCGAAAGGAACAGCUCCGAGAGUGCUUAAACCAUAGAUAUUGUUCUAUACUAUAUCAUAUAUCUUAAACUUCCAUGUACAAGUGCUUUGCCAAAAGUCUCGCGAUGAAUUCCACAAGUUGGACUGAGAGUUGGUUACCGUAGUAACGCCAAUAACGCCAACAGCGACGUUAAUUUAUCUGAUGAUUUAACUAGCUAGCUAGUUUGAUUUCGACAUCAAGACACGAGAAUGUCUAGAAAAAGACAAAAAGAGAAAGCAGACAAGGCACCUGCUGAGGACGAGGUCUCGAAAAAUGCAGGACUGACUCCAAAUGAAAAACUGCCUGCUCAGACCUUUGAUGAAUAUCAGUGCUCAGGCAAUGUGAAGAUUGACUUCCCUGGGCUUUGUGCUCUUCUAAAGAUGAAGAAUAUCCCAACGGUCAGUGCCAAGCAACCAACCGCCUCCACCACUGAAACUGAAGGAGGGGGCCGAGAAGCUGAGGUGAAAAAUAAGUGGAGUAAUUUGAGGGACAGGCUCCGCAAACAGAUGAGACUAGAAAAAAUCACAAAAAGUGGAGCAGCAGCUGGUUACAGGAGCAUCCUGUCAACCCUUAAAGCACCUAAGCCAUGCCUCCAAGUGGAGCUGGAGAAUGAAGACCCCCACAGCGCCAAGAACCUGAAGGUUUCUGGGUGGAAGGUAAAUGAGCAGAUUGCCAGAGUGCUACAGAAGAUGCUUCUUUCCUUGAGCAAGCUACAGAGCCUUCAGUUUUGGCAGGCGGGACUUACAGAUCAAAUGGUAAUCUCCCUUAUGAACACAAUAUCACUGUGCUCCAACCUCAGAGCUGUGACAUUGGAGGAGAACCCUCUUCCAGAGCGGAGCUACCACCUUCUUCUCUCUGAAGACAGUGUCCUCACUCACUUGUCCCUGCGAAAUAACCGGAUAGGAGACGAGGACGCUCGUCUAAUUGGCUUGGCUCUCUCAACAACCAGAUCUGCUAACAAGAACCUCUUGUCACUCAACCUGGCGUUCAAUUCUAUUGGUGAUGCAGGUGCUACACAUAUCGCACAGGGCCUGCGGUUGAAUCGUGCUUUGCUCUUUCUCUCACUGUCCAACAAUCAGAUUGGAGACUCAGGAGCUGCUCAUCUGGCUGCGAUACUUGGUGAGUUUGCUCUCACUCAUGAAGAAGUUGUUGAGAGGAGGAAGAUGCUUCUGGAAAGAAUGCAGUCUUCAUCUUUAAGGGUUGAUUCUGACCAGCUUGCUGACCAACUUUCCUUAGUAGCCAGCAGCACUGCACUGAGCGUCAGCAAAGGGGACAGCAAAGGCAAAAAAAAGGACACAUCCAAAAAAGAUGAGAAACCAGCUGCCUACAAAGAGAACCCAAAGUCUAACAAGAAAUCUGCUGAUAAUAAGGUGUCUCAAAGUAAAGGUGGCAAGCAGGGUGGCAAAGAGAAACAACUAUCUGCACAGGAGGAUAAAUCAAGUACUGACCUGAAUGAGGGAGAGUUGCUGGAGAAAGUGAACCCCCUGCUGGACCAGUCGGUUCAGCACAGGGACGGUGACCUUAUUCUGCCCGGAAACAGAACUCUCACCUCCCUCAACCUGGCAGGAAACAGAAUUACAGAGAAGUCACUGCCUCUGUUCCUGACAUCACUGGAGAUGCAGGGUAAGGGAGGAGGCCUGCUGCGUCUCUGUCUGCAGAGAAACCGCUUCCCGCCAGAGUGUGAAUGUUAUGUGAAGAUAAAGCAACUGAUGGCACUCACAGAUCCGCUAGAAAAAAACAGCUCUGAACAGACAGAAGCGGAGGAACAGGGGGCAUAGUGCUGAGAGAAUCAGAACUUACACCAAGGACAAAGGCUGAGAACAGCCAUAUACCAAAAGUGCCUAAUAAACUGUUGCUAUCAUAUCUCACAGUUGUCAGCCAGUGUGACAGGUAACACUCACUGAUUUAUCUACCAAAGACUGCACCAGUUUUGGAAAUUUGACUGGUGUUUUAGGCUGUGUCAAAGUUAUUGUUUCCUUGUGAAAUUCUCUCUUUGUUUUUCGCUCCACAGGGUUUCCUUUUCCUUGCUGAGCUGCAGUAAAGGAAUUGUAGCACAAAGUAUACAUUUCACACUAAUGAGACCAUAACUUUGGAAGAUACCCACAUCAUCCUCCCACAGAACUAUUGAUUUUGUCCCCUAUCUCCUACAUUAGAGUUUGGCUAGAAGGGAUCACUUCAUGGCAAGCAUGAACUGGAGAAAGAAUUGCAUUGAAACAGAACUGUUUCAGUGUACACAUAGGCAUGUUGGUAUUGUAUUAAACUUGAAAAAAAUCGUAA